Molecule: messenger RNA, 954 nt
Organism: Paramecium octaurelia
Lineage: Eukaryota; Ciliophora; Oligohymenophorea; Peniculida; Parameciidae
Source: the annotation of a GenBank genome assembly
AUGUCUUCUAAAAGAGAGGUAAUUGCAAAGCUUCGAAUUGAGAGUGCUUCCAGAUCCUAGAAAAGGAAAUUGGAGUAGGCCAUGCUUCAAAUCAAUAGUCAACAGCCUAUCACAAAGACCUAGUAGACUUUGCCUUCGGAGGAAGUUGAAUUGUAUAAAAAUGUGAAUUUGUAACAUGUAAUCAACGGAGCUGAUUUUGUAUGGAAUCACUUAGAGAAUAUGCCUAAGAAACAAAUGGAAGCUGUCUUUCUCCCUCAAACUAUAGCUGGAAUGCAGAAUGUGUAUUGCGUGGUUAAGAAAAAAUACAAUGCAGAAAUGGCUAAGAGAGAGCAAUUGGGAGUUGAAAGAAUUUAAAAGAACUAAGAGAAACAUCAUUAAUUCGAAUAGAGGAAACUGAAAAAUCAAUAAAUCUAUACUAAAUUAGGAUUGAAGAAGACUUAUCAAUCUGCACCUGUCACAUAAGUAACAGAAGAGCCACUAUUCCAACGAUUAAGUAAGCCCAAGCAAUCUUUCAUUCAGCAAUCCACUUAUGACCUACCUGAUUUUCGAGGACUACCAAUCAAGAAUCUCUCUAAUGUAGACAAAUACAAAAAUCCAGCUCUGAUUAAUCAUUUCAUUAGUUCCAAUAUAUUACCUAAAUCUGUAAAUAAGCAGAAAGCGAGAAGUAAAUUCGAAACAUUCGAUUAAAAACUUGAAUAGUUUCAAAAUACAAUACAGGAGGAUGAAAUGAAUUUGGACAAUAAUUUCAAAGACAAUGCUAUGAUUGAAAUAGAUCAAUUUGAAUAGAUGUUAUCUACAAUUCCAAUGACGAUGUACUCAUAAGUAAAAGACAGAGAGAUUCAACUGUUGCAAUCGGUUGAAGGGUUUAGAUCGAUAAGGAAGAUAAAAAAAGAUCCAAAUUACAGACACUUAAUUGGAAAUCAAAUCAGAGAAGAAAUUUUGACAAAAUAAUGA